AGAUUCUCUCUCUCCUGUCUUCCCUCUCUGUUCCUUGCAGGCAAUUUAGCUUCGCAACUUCAACUCAGUUGGAAGUUCCCGAUCUUGACUCGGUACGGACACCUGAAAACUCUGGUUCUGUUUUCUGUGCCUUGGUUUUGAGCUACGGUGGGUCUAUGUGAUCUGGGAAUUGAGGUUCUGCACCGAUACUAGGGUUUCGAAUGCUGAGAAUUGAGGGAAUUCAUCAACAACUUCGCUGCAACACUGGGGGUUCGAGUGUUCGCGGGUAUGGUUGCGUAGAGGUUUGAUUCCGUGGUAGCAAUGCUGAAUUUGGAGUUUUUUCUGGAGUUGGUUUGAUUUGUUUUCUCAGUUCUGGAAUUUUUGGGCUUGAAGGUGAUGUGAGAGCUGGGAGUCUCUAGGGUUUAGCAUUUGUUGAGAAUUCUACAUUUUUUGAGCUUGGGAUCUCAAGGUUUGGGCGGUGGAAGAAGUUGGAGUGGAAUUUGGAGUUGUUGAGAGUUUGGUGCUUUGGAUGGGUUUUUAGGGUUUGUUCUGUGAGCUGCGAAGAAAAUGUUUUAUUCGCAGUUUAUUUUGGCCAAGAAAGGGCCGCUUGGAACGAUAUGGAUUGCGGCGCAUUUGGAGAGAAAACUGCGAAAGAAUCAGGUUGCUGAUACUGAUAUUGGUGUUUCAGUAGAUUCAAUUCUUUUUCCUGAAGCACCAAUUGCAUUGCGAUUAUCUAGCCAUCUUCUACUUGGUGUGGUGAGGAUUUAUUCUCGGAAGGUCAAUUAUCUUUUCCAUGAUUGCAGUGAGGCUCUGCUUAAGGUGAAGCAAGCUUUUCGCUCAACUGCAGUUGAUCUUCCACCAGAAGAAUCUACUGCACCGUAUCACUCUAUCACCUUGCCAGAAACUUUUGAUCUUGAUGAUUUUGAGCUGCCAGAUAGUGCAUUCUUUCAGGGUAACUAUGUUGAUCACCAUAUUAGUACAAGAGAGCAGAUUACACUUCAAGAUACCAUGGAUGGUGUUGUUUAUUCGACAUCACAGUUUGGAUUGGAUGAGCGGUUUGGCGAUGGUGAUGCUUCUCAGAUUGGCUUAGACCUUGAUGAGGAUUUGUUUUUAAACAAAGAUAAAGCAUCUGGGCAUUCUGUAGCCACAUUGGAUAUAGAUGACGAUGUGGAUCUUCAGGCAUGUGGCCAACCUAUGACACCUUUUACCAUGUAUAUUGAUGAUGACCAAAACAAUGAGGAUAGAACAACUGAUAUUGAAGUCAUGGAGGAUGCCAAUGGGAAGAAAAUUUGUUUUGAUCUACAAGAUCCAAUGAGAGAUGAUAAUUCUAAUAUUCUUCAUGGUGAUCCCAUUCAGACCCCAGAUCAAAAUGAUGUUUUCCACUGUAAUCCAGUUGAGGGUUCAUGCUCAAGUCCUUCAAAAGACUUGGUUGAGUGUGCUCAUGCCCCAUUUACUCCUGGAUUAGUGGAAGAGGCAAUUCAAGUAAAGCAACAAAGGGAUUCUCCAUCUGCUGCAGAGGGCAUGGAACACAUGGCUUCAGAUGUUUCACGUUCUGUUUCCUCACCCACUUCAGUUUUAGUGGAGCAACCAAAACCUGUUUCUCCCUUAUCAGAGUGCUCAGAUAGAGUUGUAAAUGCACCUCAUGGUCAUGAAAGGGCAGAUGAAUUACAGAUUGGAGCCACAAGUAACAAGAUAGAGAACAAUUCCUCUAUUGAUCUAUCUCAUAGUGAGGCUAAAGCUCCUCAAGGGCUACCAUUGGAGGAAACUGUGUCUCCUGCUUGUGAUCAUCAGUCAGAAUUAGGUGUAAACACUGAUUGUUCUUCAAAGGAGACUGAGCCACAAGCUCUUAAGAAGGUGAAUCCUGUAGCUGUAGGAAGUUUAACUGAAGCAUAUUCCCCGGACCAUGCAUCAUCAUCUAGAAUUGAUUCUCUGUUGGAGUCAAAUGGUGGACAUGAGCUCGAUAAAGUUGAAGCUAAAACUUGUGUAGAAUCACAAGAUUUUAAGAAUUUGGACACAGUUAAUUCUGUUGAAAAAGUGUGUCCUAACUGUCAUGUGCUUCGGGCUUGCAGUUCCAACCAGAACCAGUCUGAUUCAUUAUCUGUCAUGGAUGGUAAUUUAGUAGAAAAUACACCUGAGUUAUCACCCAGAGGAGUUGGGCUUUGUUCAUGUGAGAUAUCAGAAAGGGAGGAAGUGCUUCAGGCUUCUGGAACAGAUGUUCAAGGUGAAGCGUGCCAACCAACUAAUCUUAUGGACACAACAUUAGAGACCACUGAGACCUUGGGGCCCCCUCCAGAAGAAGACCUUCAGGUUGAUCGUAAUGAAUCAGAUGAACAUUUGGAUAAUGGCAUGCCUGCACCUGAAAUAAUGCUUUCAGCCCCAUCAGGAGUUACUGACCUUCCAAACAACUUAGUAGUGGAAUCCACUCCAGACAAAGCAGACCUGACAGAGAAUAUAGGAAAUGGGGAUGAUUUUGAAAUCCUCUCUGGAAAGAAACGUCAUUCUAUGGAAAGUACACCAAUUCUGCAGAGUGGCAACUCAGCUAAGCUUUCUGGGGUACCCCGAUCUAAAAGAACUAUGGGGUCUAUUCCUGACGAUGAUGAUCUAUUGUCAUCGAUCUUAGUUGGACGAAGAACUUCUGUUUUGAAGUUGAGGCCUACUCCACCUCUACAUGAAGCAGCAUCUUCAAAGCGCCCUCGGGUUGCAUCCAGGAACAGUGUUCCAAAGAGAAAAAUUCUUCUGGAUGAUACCAUGGUAUUGCAUGGCGAUACAAUACGACAACAGUUGACAAAUACUGAAGACAUACGCCGUGUAAGAAGGAAAGCUCCAUGUACUCCUUCUGAAAUCUGGAUGAUACAGAAGAAUUUGUUAGAAGCUGAGAUUUUCGGUGAACCCAUAUUUACUGGUAUGUCCCUGGAAUUAAUUGAUUUGCACAACCAAACAUAUGAUCUAACCGAAUUGGAAGCAGUGAAGGAUGUAGAACAUUCUCCUACCACAAAUCUUACUAAAGAAUCCAAAAAUAGUUCCGAACCAGUAACAGUUGUGAAUGAUGGGGAAGCACAACCUGGUGAGAUGUUUGUGUUGUCUGAGAACCAGCAGUUUGAAGGGCAUGCAGCUGGUUCUGUUGGAUGUGAAGGUCAAUACCAAACUAUGGGUCCAGCUGAGGUCACUCAACUUGAAUCUUCAAAAGAUGGGCUUUUGGGACAAAUAACUGCAAUGGAAGCUGACACAAGAGAUGGUGUAACUUCUGAGGCUGUGGAUCAUAUUGUAACAGCCAAUCCUCUUGCUGGAGAUAAUUGCCAUGUAUCCUCUGGUUUGAUAAUUGAAUCAUCUCCUCUAGAUGGAAGCAGCGGGACAGAAGCUAUGAAUGAUAAGUUGUGUUCAUCUGCAAACCAGGAGUCGGGUAGUCAUUCUUUUGAACAUGAAGCAUCUCUCAUGGAUAGAAUUGAUGUUAAGGAAGUUGAUGCCUUUGAUGUUUCAAAAGAAAAUGAGGUGAAUUUAGUUCUAUCUGAAGGUGUAUCACAAUCUAAUGAUAGGUCUCCACUGGAGGAAUGUGAAGAUUGCAGGUUGGUUGAUAUGAUGGGACCAAAUGUUCCUCAAGAAUGCGGCAUUGAUAUAAGGGAAAAUACCUUGUAUGCAGUCAGCUCACCGGAAACCAGAUCUCAUUUAUCAGAUUCCUCAACUCCCUUUGAAAAUGGAAAUCCUUCCUUACCAAUUGUUUCUGCAGAGGGUGGUGAACAGACUGGUGCUGUUAUUACUACUGGUGAUGGAACUGUGGAGCGAAUGGAGUCUGAGGUUAUGGUGGAAAAGAUGGGUAACGAUGAGGAUAACCCCUCCUUCAACCCUGUUUCUGGUGAAGAAUCUGAAAAGGAAUUCAAUAUGGCAAUUCAAGAUGAUUCCUUGGAUGGAGUGGAAAAUCCAUGCAAUUGGGAAGCCAAUUCAAAGAGCACUAUGGACACUGAAACUGAAAUAUCUGCGUUUGAAACUGCUGAUGUCAGAGGUUCUGAUGAUUUUGGAAAUAUAAUAAGUGGGAAUGAUACAGAGUUUCUGAAUGUGGAUGAUGAGGAUGUGGAUGAUGAAGAGGACAAUGGCAUACCAAGAGCUGAAGAAGCUCAAUUUUUUGAGAACAGUGGAUGGUCAUCCCGUACAAGAGCUGUUGCAAGGUACCUCCAAACCUUGUUUGAUAAUGAAGCUGGACAUGGAAGAAGGGAACUUUCAAUGGAUAACCUAUUGGCUGGUAAAACACGAAAGGAAGCAUCAAGGAUGUUUUUUGAGACACUGGUUCUAAAGACAAGAGAUUAUAUACAUGUUGAACAGGGAAACCCCUUCGACAAGAUUAAUAUAAAGCCCAAAGUAAAGCUCAUGAAGUCAGAUUUCUGAUCUUGCACGCGGAGUAAGGUUAUACGGACAGUUACAAAUUGCCCCUUUUAGUUCUGCUAGGCUGAUGCUCGAUUCCCCUCAUAAAAUCAACCAUCCCCUUGAUUUAUGUUUAUUUUUUAUCGUUUUAAGUUAUGGGUUUCUAUUCUUUUCCCCCCUUCUCUUUCUUCAUGUAACUGGUAGAUUAACACGCGAAGGGAUGGGCAGUCGCCUGUAAUGUAAUGCUGAUUUUGUACUCAUAUGUAAAUAACUAAAUAUGCCUGUAAAAUUAGUUUCUGAAAUUGAAGCUGAUAAUUUUUAUUAAUCUUCAUUGUUAAA
Molecule: messenger RNA, 4671 nt
Organism: Nelumbo nucifera (sacred lotus)
Lineage: Eukaryota; Viridiplantae; Streptophyta; Magnoliopsida; Proteales; Nelumbonaceae
Product: sister chromatid cohesion 1 protein 4
Biological process (GO): sister chromatid cohesion; replication-born double-strand break repair via sister chromatid exchange
Cellular component (GO): cohesin complex
Molecular function (GO): chromatin binding; protein binding
Source: RefSeq, a predicted model, not a curated record